Vigna unguiculata (cowpea) is the source of this 3711-nucleotide messenger RNA. RefSeq names its product glycine-tRNA ligase (gene EDD1). The record is from RefSeq and is a predicted model, not a curated record. NCBI's taxonomy places the organism in Eukaryota, Viridiplantae, Streptophyta, Magnoliopsida, Fabales, Fabaceae. Gene Ontology annotation, cellular component: cytoplasm; mitochondrion; chloroplast stroma. Gene Ontology annotation, biological process: glycyl-tRNA aminoacylation; arginyl-tRNA aminoacylation. Gene Ontology annotation, molecular function: glycine-tRNA ligase activity; ATP binding; arginine-tRNA ligase activity.
CGGUUUUUGUUCUUUGGUUCUAUUUUCAAAUAGUAUUUGGGAGAACAGGUUCUGCGAAUGGAACGAAAAGCUUGAACUUGAUAAACCCUAUCUUAUCCCCCAUUUCUGGAACAACCACCCGUGGUCGCGCCAUGGGAAUCCUCGCUUUGCCCUUAGUCAUCUCCCUUCUCAAACCCCACGCCACCACUCGCCUCUGCCUCUCUCACUCCCUCCUCCGCCGCCGCCACUUCGCCACCACCGUCUCCGCCACCACCACUCCCCAUUCCCCUCCUCCACCUCCACCUUCACCUUCGCUCUCACGCCACUCGUCUGCUUCAACUCAGUCCGACAAUCGUUCCGCUAACCCCCCAACCCUCACCUUCCAGCAAGCCAUUCAGCGCCUUCAGGAAUACUGGGCUUCUGUUGGAUGCUCCAUAAUGCAAUGUAGCAACACAGAGGUUGGAGCUGGGACUAUGAAUCCUCUUACAUAUUUAAGGGUUCUUGGCCCUGAACCAUGGAAUGUCGCGUAUGUGGAACCUAGCAUCCGCCCUGAUGAUAGUCGAUAUGGAGAAAACCCAAAUAGGCUCCAAAGACAUACUCAAUUUCAGGUGAUAUUGAAGCCUGAUCCUGGAAAUUCUCAGGAUCUAUUUAUCCGCAGCCUCACUGCUUUAGGUAUCGAUGUUACUGCACAUGAUAUACGAUUUGUGGAAGAUAACUGGGAGAGUCCGGUUCUUGGUGCUUGGGGUUUGGGCUGGGAAAUUUGGAUGGAUGGUAUGGAGAUUACACAAUUCACCUACUUUCAGCAGGCUGGAAGUCUCCAGUUAUCACCUGUAUCUGUGGAAAUUACUUAUGGCCUUGAGCGUAUCCUUAUGUUACUGCAAGGGGUUGAUCACUUCAAGAAGAUAAAGUAUUCUGAUGGAAUUACAUAUGGAGAGUUGUUCUUGGAGAAUGAGAAGGAAAUGAGUGCAUACUACUUGGAGCAUGCUAGUGUUGAUCACGUUCAAAAACAUUUUGAUUUCUUUGAGGAGGAAGCUCGUACCUUACUUUCUUCUGGCUUUGCAAUCCCUGCGUAUGAUCAGCUUCUGAAAACAUCUCAUGCUUUUAAUAUCCUAGACUCCAGAGGCUUUGUUGGAGUAACAGAGCGUGCUCGCUAUUUUGGCCGCAUGCGUAGUUUGGCUCGCCAAUGUGCUCAACUUUGGCUGAAGACAAGAGAGAUGCUUGGCUUUCCCCUUGGUUUUAUCUCUGAACCUGAUCAUUUUGUAUUGCCAAAAGGAGUUUUGGAAGCUGCAUGUGGGAAGGUUAGUUUGCAUGUGCAUGAUCAUUCCAGAGUAUUUGUUCUUGAAAUUGGGACUGAAGAGAUACCACCUCAAGAUGUUGUUGAUGCCAGUAAUCAACUGAAAGAUUUAAUGCUGCAACUGCUUGAACGGCAAAGGUUAAACCAUGGUGAAGUGCAAGCAUUUGCCACUCCACGUAGAUUAGUGGUUGCUGUUGAAAAUCUUUACACAAAACAGGCUGAAAAGGAGGUUGAAGUUCGAGGUCCUCCUGUUUCAAAAGCAUUUGAUCAUGAAGGAAAUCCAACAAAGGCCAUUGAGGGUUUUUGUCGUAGAUACUCUGUACCACUGGACCUAGUAUACAGAAAGGUCGAUGGAAAAACAGAAUAUGUUUAUGCACGUGUAAAGGAGUCUUCAAGAUAUGCUUUGGAGGUCUUGUCUGAAGAUUUGCCUGCUGCUAUUGCUAAAAUUUCAUUUCCAAAGACAAUGCGUUGGAAUUCUCAGGUGAUGUUUAGCAGGCCUAUCCGUUGGAUUUUAGCUCUUCAUGGAGAUGUAGUUGUCCCAUUUACGUUUGCUGGGGUGACAAGCGGAAACAUGUCUUGUGGUCUUCGUAAUACUUCUUCAGCUGUUGUCCAGGUGGAAAAGGCAGAAUCUUAUUCAGUUGCAAUUAACAAUGCAGGAAUCAAAGUUUCAGUUGAGGACCGUAAGAAAAUUAUUUUUGAGCAAUCUAAUGCAUUAGCAAAAGGUGUAAAUGGCCAAAUUCUUAUUCCAAAAGGUUUGCUUGACGAGGUUGUAAAUCUUGUUGAGGCUCCUUUUCCCGUGCUUGGAAAGUUUAAAGAAACCUUCUUAGAUCUUCCAAAAGAUCUUUUAACAAUGGUUAUGCAAAAGCAUCAAAAGUAUUUUGCUGUAUGUGAUGCAAAUGGACAAUUAUUGCCUUAUUUCGUUGCUGUUGCAAAUGGAGUAAUUGAUGAGACUACUGUGAGGAAAGGAAAUGAAGCUGUGCUCAGAGCUCGCUAUGAAGAUGCAAAGUUCUUUUAUGAGAUGGACACUCGUAAGAGGUUUACAGAGUUCCGAAAGCAACUGAAAAACAUUCUAUUUCAUGAGAAGCUUGGGACCAUGCUUGAUAAGAUGACUCGUGUUGAAAACAUGGUUGCUGAACUAAGUUGCAUCCUAGACAUCAGUGAAGAUGUGCAAGAUAUUAUCCGUGAUGCUGCCUCUCUUGCAAUGUCUGAUCUUUCCACUGCAGUUGUCACUGAAUUUACCUCACUUUCGGGAAUUAUGGGGCGUCACUAUGCCCUUAGAGAUGGAUACUCGGAGCAGAUUGCAGAGGCCUUGUUUGAGAUCACACUUCCUAGAUUUUCUGGGGACACGCUUCCUGAAAGUGAUGCUGGCAUAGUUUUGGCAAUUGCUGAUAGAUUAGAUAGCCUGGUAGGUUUAUUUUCUGCUGGUUGUCAACCUAGUUCCACAAAUGAUCCAUUUGGUCUGCGAAGAAUUUCAUAUGGUCUUGUGCAACUAUUGGUGGAAAAGAAUAAAAAUCUAGAUUUUAAAAAGGCCCUGGAACUUGCUGCAGAAGUCCAGCCCAUUAAAGUAGAUCCUCAUGUAAUCGAUGAUGUACUUCAAUUUGUUACACGAAGGUUGGAGCAAUUUCUGGUUGACAAGGGGGUGAAUGCAGAGUUUGUGCGGUCAAUCCUUGUUGAAAGAGCAAAUUUUCCCUGUCUUGCAGCAAAAUCAGCAUAUAAAAUGGAAAAAUUAUCAAGAGGGAACCUUUUUCCUAAAGUUGUUGAAGCAUACUCUCGACCAACUAGAAUUGUCCGUGGGAAGGAAGAUGAACUUCAUACGGAGGUGGAUGAGGCUGCUUUUGUGACAAAUGAAGAGAGAGUUUUAUGGAACACGUUUUUGUCUGUUAAAAAGACUAUCCAUCCUGGUCUUGACAUAGAUGAUUUUGUAGAAACUUCAUGUCAGUUGAUACAGCCACUUGAGGAUUUCUUUAACAAUGUCUUUGUAAUGGUGGACGAUGACAAGAUCAGAGUAAACAGGUUAACUUUGCUAAAAGGAAUUGCUGAUCUUCCUAAAGGAAUAGCAGAUCUCACUAUCCUACCUGGAUUUUAAGGAUUCGUAAGAAGAUUAUUUCUUUCUCUUAGAAGACCAUAUUAUUUUUUGAGGCUCCAAAAGUUCUUGAGCAAUUAUUUAUUUAUUUUUCACCCUCUUGCUUUUUCUGGUCGAAUUUUUCCAUCCUGCUUUAAGAGUUUCUUUCAAUCCAUGAGUCUGUAAAUUUCUGUGACUGAUUUGUAAUAUUCUUCUUCAUAGAUGAAAUAAAAGACAAUGUACUUUUUUUAAUCUUCGAAUGUAUCUUUUUAAUUGUGCAUUAUUUGUGUUUAUUACUUUUUAUUUGUACUAAAACAAAUACGCAGGGCAGGUAUUCACAUUAAAUUAAUAUAAGAAGUGUGAAUGUAAGAUAAAA